AGAGAGAAGAAGCAUGCAAGAUCCAGUAGAGAGAUAAUCUUGUUUUUAAAAAAAGAAAAUAAAAAUCAGACAACAGAGUGAGAAUGAAACAGAGCACUAUCCACCUCGCACCUUCUCGGCCACGACACCUUUCGGCAAAAGGUUAAUCCUUUUCAUCACUUCCUCUGAUACUUUCUCCUUCCAUGGCCAAGACCGGUGUCUUUGAUUCCGAUCCGAUGGUCAUAGCCAAGGUCACCGAAUUCAAGAAAGAACUGCAAAAGCUCUUCACCAUCAUUGUCGACGACGAUGAUUACCCUAUUCACACUCUCGAUCAAACUAUACAUACUCUCUCUGCCUUGAAAGGAUUGAAGAUGAACAAGAGAUCCUUGUCUUUCAAGUUGCGCCAAACGCUGUCCUCAUGUCCUGAUGAAUUUAAGUGUCCAUUGUCUAAGGAAUUGAUGAGAGAUCCUGUCAUAUUGGCCACUGGCCAGACUUAUGAUAGACUCUUCAUCCAGAAAUGGCUGAAAGCGGGGAACCGAACAUGCCCUCUCACUCAGCAAGUCCUAUCACACACAAUCCUUACUCCUAAUCUCUUGGUUAGGGAAAUGAUAUCACAAUGGUGCAAGAGUCGAGGAUUUGAGUCACCGGACCCUGUUCACUAUGUUAAUGAGGAAGGGAUAACGGAAGCUGAUCGCGACCAUUUUCUGUCUUUGCUUGAAAAGAUGUCAUUGGCACUUCCUGAACAAAAACAUGCCGCAAGGGAGCUUCGGUUGUUGACGAAGAGGAUGCCAUCCUUCAGGGCAUUAUUUGGCGAGUCUAUUGAUGCCAUUCCUCAAUUGCUCAAUCCACUUUCAGCAAGCAAGUCUGGAAGCGGCAUCCACCCUGAUCUUCAAGAAGAUGUAAUCACAACCCUCUUAAAUCUUUCGAUCCACGACAACAAUAAGAAGCUUGUUGCUGAAACCCCUAUGGUAAUUCCUCUUCUUAUGGAAGCGUUAAGGUCGGGAACCAUUGAAAUAAGGACCAAUGCAGCUGCGGCCCUUUUCACAUUGUCCGCUCUUGAUUCCAACAAGGCACUUAUUGGGAAAUCGGGUGCCAUAAAACCACUCAUAGACCUUCUAGAAGAGGGAAAUCCUUUAGCCAUGAAAGAUGUUGCAUCUGCAAUUUUUACUCUAUGUUUCCUGCAUGAAAACAGGGGAAGAGCUGUGAGGGAUGGCGUGGUGAAGGUAAUCAUGAAAAAGAUUGCAAAUAAUGUGCUUGUUGAUGAAUUAUUAGCUAUCCUUGCAAUUGUGUCUACUCACCAGAGGGCCGUCGAAGAAAUGGGAGAGCUCGGAACAGUUCCUUGCUUGCUUCGCAUUAUGAGGGAGAGUAUCUGUGAACGAAACAAGGAAAAUUGCAUUGCCAUUCUCCACGUAAUCUGUUUCUACGAUCGAACCAAGUGGAAGGCGAUGAGGGAAGAAGAGAAUUCCUAUGGAACAAUCUCUAAACUAGCUCGAGAUGGCACUUCGAGGGCCAAAAGGAAGGCUAAUGGAAUUCUUGAAAGACUGAAUAGAGGUGUUAAUCUUACGCAUACAGCAUGAAGGGAAAUGUAAAUUCUCCAUCGGUUUCGAGCAUUUUCAAGCGUCUUUGCCAUUCUCCGUUGCCUUUCUGUAAAUUCUCAUUCUCUUCGCCUAAAAUUUUUAUUUCAGGUUAAUGAAUUUAGCCAUUGUGAAUAAUAUAGCCUAAGUUGUUGAGGAUUUUCUAAAGGAUUCCACAUGAGAUGUGGUUGUUGUGUAGUAACAACUCACAAGAGUAUGUUCAAUUGGUAGCAGAAUUUGCUCUUCCA
This is a messenger RNA of Manihot esculenta (cassava), 1801 nucleotides long. RefSeq names its product U-box domain-containing protein 9. The record is from RefSeq and is a predicted model, not a curated record. The transcript is spliced from 2 exons. Gene Ontology annotation, biological process: protein ubiquitination. Gene Ontology annotation, molecular function: protein binding; ubiquitin-protein transferase activity. Bases 183 to 1556 code for a protein of 457 amino acids. Gene Ontology annotation, cellular component: nucleus; cytoplasm. NCBI's taxonomy places the organism in Eukaryota, Viridiplantae, Streptophyta, Magnoliopsida, Malpighiales, Euphorbiaceae.